Molecule: messenger RNA, 1981 nt
Organism: Coturnix japonica (Japanese quail)
Lineage: Eukaryota; Metazoa; Chordata; Aves; Galliformes; Phasianidae
Source: RefSeq, a predicted model, not a curated record
UCCCGCACUCCACCGGCUCCCGUCCCGCACUCGUCGGCCCCAGCGCUCCUCGGGGCCGCGGCUCGGAUUCGUCUCGGGGCUCUCCCGCCGCUUUCCCUGCUCUGAUUUCGGCUGUACUUCGCGCGGGGACGCGCCCUAACCCACCGCCGCCAUGGAGGCCAUCAAGAAGAAGAUGCAGAUGCUGAAACUGGACAAGGAGAAUGCCAUGGACAGAGCCGAGCAAGCCGAAGCGGACAAGAAGGCAGCGGAAGAGAGGAGCAAGCAGCUAGAGGAUGACAUUGUGCAAUUGGAAAAGCAAUUGCGCGUGACGGAGGAUUCGAGGGACCAAGUGCUGGAAGAGCUGCACAAGUCUGAGGACAGCCUCCUCUCCGCAGAGGAGAAUGCUGCCAAGCUGGAGGACGAGCUGGUGGCUCUGCAAAAGAAGCUGAAGGGCACUGAGGAUGAGCUGGACAAAUACUCCGAGUCCCUUAAAGAUGCACAGGAAAAGUUGGAACUGGCUGACAAAAAGGCCACAGAUGCUGAGAGUGAAGUAGCUUCCCUGAACAGACGCAUCCAACUGGUUGAGGAAGAGUUGGAUCGGGCUCAGGAGCGCUUGGCCACUGCCCUGCAGAAGCUGGAAGAGGCUGAGAAGGCUGCAGAUGAGAGUGAAAGAGGCAUGAAGGUCAUUGAAAACAGAGCCCUGAAGGAUGAAGAGAAAAUGGAAAUCCAGGAAAUGCAGCUGAAGGAAGCCAAGCACAUCGCUGAAGAGGCUGACCGCAAAUAUGAAGAGGUGGCUCGUAAGCUUGUGAUCAUUGAGGGUGACCUGGAGCGGGCUGAGGAACGUGCUGAACUAUCAGAAAGCAAAUGUGCUGAGCUGGAGGAGGAGCUGAAGAAUGUCACCAACAAUCUCAAGUCUCUUGAGGCUCAGGCUGAGAAGUACUCGCAGAAAGAAGACAAAUACGAAGAGGAGAUUAAAGUUCUAACUGACAAACUGAAGGAGGCUGAGACCCGUGCUGAGUUUGCUGAGAGCUCCGUAGCCAAGCUGGAGAAGAGCAUUGAUGAUCUAGAAGAGAAAGUGGCGCAUGCCAAAGAAGAAAACCUUAAUAUGCAUCAGAUGCUGGAUCAAACUUUACUGGAGUUAAACAACAUGUGAAAACCUUCUUAGCAGCAACCACAUUGUUAUUAUUUUUACACCUGCUUGCCGUGAAGCCCCAUAAACAUGUCUUUAUUUUAGUUUCACCACAGUCACAACAACAUCAGCUAAAUUAUCAGGCAGGGGUCAGGGAAGUACCAAAAAGGGCAAGCUGUAUGCGGGUUAAGCUAUUACAUUAUGGUUUAAAUGUGCCAUUUCCCAACAAAAUGUUACCUACACUUUGUAGAGAGUUCAGAGAUUGGAAUGCUUAGUCUUUGGAAGAAUCCUGGCUCUGUCAGGUAGCGUCCCACCUCAAGUGCCAACCACAGUUUUGAACAAGCAUGAUACAUCCUCAAAAAAGAUCCAGCAUAAAGGGUGCUAUUUGGAUCCAAAAGCUCUGUAGGGGCUUUUAUUUGAUACCCAAUGAGUCAGGACUUGUUGAGCACAGUAAUUUAUUUUUAUCAGCAUUUUACUGAUCUGUGAGGAUUUGGACUUCGUGCCUUCGAUUUCAAUAGAACGAAGGCUGUGUGGUCAACACAGUAAAACAAAGGCUUAUGAAGGUUUUAAAUUGUAAACUUGCAACUCGUUACAUAAGUGUAGGUCAACAUUUCAGCUUGAGUAUUCCUUCAAUUGUAUUUUUCAUGUUCAAAUGAAAGAUUCAAUAAAUUCAGGAGAAAACACAAAUUUGGAAGAGAUUGUUUAAAAUGUAUUUUAUUUGUGUGGAGCUUGGGGAGGGGGUGGAACUUACAAAUCGAUAUUCGCCUCACUUUAUUUUUCACACUUUCUUUUGAGCAGUUUUAAAAGUAUACCUGUAUGUAAACAUUGUAUAAUGAUAUGGAAUAAAAUGCACAUUUUAGGACAUUUUUUAAA